GAACAUCAAAGAAAACCCUAACCCAUCGAAGUCCCCUAUAAAUACCACACUCAAAACCCUAGCUCCAGUCCUUCAGCCGUCUCUCUCUUCAAGCAAGACUCGCUCCUCUCUGCCUCGCUCGCCUGCUAGCCCAACGACCAUGUCGCUCGUGGCGAACGAGGAGUUCCAGCACAUCCUGCGUGUGCUGAACACCAACGUCGAUGGGAAGCAGAAGAUCAUGUUCGCCCUCACCUCCAUCAAGGGUAUCGGCCGCCGCUUCGCCAACAUCGUCUGCAAGAAGGCCGACGUCGACAUGAACAAGAGGGCUGGUGAAUUGACUGCUGCUGAGCUAGACAACCUCAUGGUCAUUGUUGCCAACCCACGCCAAUUUAAGAUUCCAGACUGGUUUUUGAAUAGAAAGAAGGAUUACAAGGAUGGAAAGUACUCUCAGGUUGUCUCCAACGCAUUGGACAUGAAGCUGAGAGAUGAUUUGGAGAGGUUGAAGAAGAUCAGGAACCACCGUGGUUUGAGGCACUACUGGGGCCUGCGUGUUCGUGGCCAGCACACAAAGACUACUGGACGUAGAGGAAAAACUGUUGGUGUCUCCAAGAAGCGUUGAGUAUUACUUUUAAUUAUGGGUGUUACAUUCAAUGUCUUUGGGGUAGUGUUUUUUGUUUGAAGUUCCUUGCGUGGACUCUGAUACAAUUAUAGCUCAAGGUUAUUUCCUUGCCCUAGUUGUACGAUGUGCUUUGCCUGGCCUGAUUGCUGAAGUGUUAGUGAAGUAAAGCGGAUCAAAGUUUUAAGUGAUAAUCAGUUUCAUUAAGCAAGCAAUGAGAGGUCCGGACAAUUUUGUUGUUGAAUGGUAAAUGUUAUUCAUGCGAUUUAAUA
This is a messenger RNA of Eucalyptus grandis, 867 nucleotides long. Its product is annotated as 40S ribosomal protein S18. Gene Ontology annotation, biological process: translation. The coding region runs from base 140 to 598 and encodes 152 amino acids. The record is from RefSeq and is a predicted model, not a curated record. Gene Ontology annotation, cellular component: cytosol; ribosome; small ribosomal subunit. Gene Ontology annotation, molecular function: RNA binding; structural constituent of ribosome. Lineage: Eukaryota; Viridiplantae; Streptophyta; Magnoliopsida; Myrtales; Myrtaceae. The transcript is spliced from 4 exons.